UUUACCCGGAAUUUAACUUCUCCCCAUAAAAAUCUCCUUUUCUCUUGACUUAUAACUGCGCUCCACAUGAUUAAUUAACCCAUAAUCACGACAUUAAUUCGCUCGUGUUCUUUUUCACAUGACUUUAGAUAAUUCAGCUUCGAACUCCUGAGAAAAAAAAAUCACACACGACCUUUUAUCCUUGCUGCUAUAUAGAUCCCUCCCAGCUUGCUUCUAACUCGUAUUUACGUUUUGUGCGCCCGUCACAAUGUUAAAAAUCGAAACCAACCACACUUGUGGCAAACCCCUGAACGGUUUCUCCAACCCCCUCCCCCAGAACCGGAACCAUGAGGAGUACCAGUACCUCUCCCACAUCCGCCAGAUCCUGGAAAAGGGGGUCCAGAGGAUGGACAGGACCCGCAUCGGGACUCUGUCGAUUUUCGGGGUCCAGAUGCGCUACUCCCUCCGGGAUAACGUGUUUCCGCUGCUGACCACCAAGCGGGUUUUCUGGCGCGCUGUCGUCGAGGAGCUGCUCUGGUUCAUCAAAGGCUCGACGAAUUCGAACGACCUCAAGGAGAAAAACGUGCACAUUUGGGACGCCAACAGCAGUCGCGCGUUUCUGGACUCAGUGGGCUUGGAGGAGUACGAGGAGGGGGACCUGGGGCCCAUCUACGGGUUCCAGUGGCGGCACUUUGGGGCGGAGUACAAGGGGGUCCAGGGGGACUACACGAACGAGGGGGUGGACCAGCUGGCGCGGGUCAUACACACGAUUAGGACGAAUCCGAACGAUCGGAGGAUUAUCAUGUCGGCGUGGAAUCCGAAAGAUUUGCACAAAAUGGCGCUGCCGCCAUGUCACUGUCUGGCGCAGUUUUUCGUGGCCGAGGGCGAGCUGAGCUGUUUGCUGUACCAGAGGGCGGGGGAUAUGGGCCUGGGGGUGCCGUUCAAUAUCGCCAGUUAUGCGCUUCUUACAAGGAUGAUUGCACAUGUUACGGGAUUGAAGCCUGGGGAGUUUAUUCAUAGUAUUGGAGAUAGUCACGUUUAUUUAAACCAUGUUGAGCCGAUCAAGGAGCAAUUGACUAGAGUACCAAGAGCGUUCCCAACCUUAAAUAUUAAAAGACCUGUUAGCAGUAUUGAUGAUUUUACGUUUGAAGAUUUUGAGCUUGUUGGGUACAAUCCACAUCCGAAGUUGUAUCUACCUAUGGCUUUGUAAUUUUUUUAUAUUUGAAGGCACUACCAAACAUUUAAUAAUUUUUAUUUAUAAUGCGGUUUAUUAAACUGGCUUAUGUACGUUUUAGAUGUAAAUAAAUACAAACAUUUUAUACGGAAA
Tribolium castaneum (red flour beetle) is the source of this 1306-nucleotide messenger RNA. RefSeq names its product thymidylate synthase. The transcript is spliced from 3 exons. Gene Ontology annotation, cellular component: cytosol; mitochondrion. Gene Ontology annotation, molecular function: thymidylate synthase activity. Gene Ontology annotation, biological process: dTMP biosynthetic process. The coding region runs from base 248 to 1189 and encodes 313 amino acids. The record is from RefSeq and is a predicted model, not a curated record. Lineage: Eukaryota; Metazoa; Arthropoda; Insecta; Coleoptera; Tenebrionidae.